UUAGCGCUUCAAUGGAAGAAGUGUUUGUCGGAAGAGCAUUUUUAUUGUCUAUCCUGAGUCCUGACCGGAAUCACAACGUUCUCCACGAGCAUAGUCGAGCAGUGUGAUUGGCUGACCGGUGUGCAUAAAGAGGAUGGUAAAUCGGUGCGGUAACAUCACCGCAUCGGUCUACCAGUCACCUCGCCUCCCAUCUCAUAUUUUCAUCGACGUCAGACGGGCUAUCGCAGGCCAUGUCCUUGACCCCGGAACAAGUGCAAAUCAUCAAGGCGACGGUCCCGGUGCUCGUCGAGCAUGGGACCACCAUCACUACCCGCUUCUACCAGAACAUGCUCACGGCGCAUCCCGAGCUAAACAACGUCUUCAACAACGCGCACCAGGUCAGCGGGCACCAGCCCCGCGCCCUCGCCAUGGCGCUCUUCGCCUACGCCUCGCACAUCGACGACCUCGGCGCGCUCGGCCCUGCCGUCGAGCUCAUCUGCAACAAGCACGCGUCGCUCUACAUCCGCCCGGAGCACUACGACAUCGUGGGCACGUACCUCCUCGCGGCGAUGAAGGAGGUUCUCGGGGAUGCGCUCACGCCGGCGAUCCACGACGCCUGGGCUGCGGCAUACUGGCAGCUCGCGAAGCUCAUGAUCGACCGGGAGGAGCAGCUCUUCCAGGCGUCGCAGGGCUGGAGAGACUGGAGGGACUUCAAGAUCCAGAGGAAGGUGCGCGAGAGCGACGAGAUCACCUCGUUCUACCUCGUUCCGGUAGACGGUGGCCAGCUGCCCGGGUUCCUGCCCGGCCAAUAUAUCUCCGUGCGGAUGGAGGUGCCGGACCUUAAGGCCUUGCAGGCGCGGCAGUACUCGCUGAGCGACGCGCCAGGCAAGGCCUACUACCGUAUCAGCGUCAAGCGGGAAACGGGCCUCAACAUGGCUGACCCCGGCUCGGCUGCGUACCCGGGCUACGUCUCGAACCUUCUGCACGACCACAAGCACGAAGGCGACGUCCUGCAGGUCUCGCAUCCCUACGGCGACUUCUUCCUCGCUGCACCCACGGACGCGCCCGUCGUCCUCCUCUCCGCGGGCGUUGGCCUCACCUGCAUCAUGUCCAUCCUCAACACGCUCACAGAGUCGGGGUCGCCCCGCCCGAUCGCGUGGAUCCACGCGGCGCGCGCGCAGAAGAUUCGCGCGUUCGCAGCGCACGUCGCAGACAUCGUGCACGCGCAUGAGAACGUGCACACGGUGCUCUUCACGUCGAACCCGGCGGCGGAGGACGUGCGCGGCGUGCAUUACCACCAUGAGGGCCGGAUGGACCUCGCUAGGCUGGAUCGCGAGAAGGACCUAUUCGUCGGCGAUAAGCGGGCGCAGUACUUUGUGUGUGGGCCGACGUCGUUCAUGGUGGAUAUGGAGAAGGCGCUGAAGGGAUACAGCGUUGAGGACGAGCGGGUGCACUUAGAGUUGUUCGGGGCGGGUGGUGUACCGAAGGCUUAAUGAGUUUUCCGAUUUCCCCCCGGUAGAGUAUGACCUCGACGAGGCUGUAAUGGGGCUUAUGUAUCUGUAGACAUCUCAGGGCGCAUGUAUCAUUACAUCUCAGCAACGAAGCAC
This is a messenger RNA of Fomitopsis serialis, 1586 nucleotides long. RefSeq names its product globin-like protein. Gene Ontology annotation, molecular function: heme binding; oxygen binding; FAD binding. Bases 231 to 1472 code for a protein of 413 amino acids. The record is from RefSeq and is a predicted model, not a curated record. Gene Ontology annotation, cellular component: intracellular anatomical structure. The transcript is spliced from 2 exons. NCBI's taxonomy places the organism in Eukaryota, Fungi, Basidiomycota, Agaricomycetes, Polyporales, Fomitopsidaceae. Gene Ontology annotation, biological process: cellular response to nitrosative stress; nitric oxide catabolic process.